CGAAUGCCAGCUUGCACUCGAAAUUCAGCCUUUCUAGAAACUUCCUUUCCGCCAUAGGUGUCCGUAAGAGCAAGACCGGGCCAGUCACGGCAAUCGCAGCCUCCCCGUCUCAGGCUUCUAUCUCUGCGGUGUACGCACGCACAGAAAUGGAACCGUCUCCCAUGAGAGAGCCGCAGAGGCAGAGCCUAAAUGCCAGCGCUGACCUCAGCUACAGCGGAUCAAGUCUUACCAGCACCAAUUCGAGCAUCUCGCAUGUCCGACGGAACUCCUCGCCCCUGCACCCGUACCAAGCCCUGGUGGACUGUAUCCUGGCGGGGCCCGUGGACGAGACGACGAUCCGGGUGGCUGUGCGGAAGCGUCCGUUGAGCGCCGCAGAACGGGGCAAUAAGGACACAGACAUCAUCGAGAUCCAACCUCCUCGCAACGUGGUCAUACACGAGCCGAAGAAGCAGCUGGAUUUGACGCCGGUGACGGAAUCCCACUACUUUGCCUUUGACCACACCUUCGGCGCAGAGGUUCCUAAUGACUGCGUGUAUCACACGGUUUGCCUGCCUUUGGUCGUGUCCAUGUUUCGUGGAGGGAAGUCCACCUGUUUUGCCUACGGACAAACGGGGUCAGGAAAGACGUUUGCGAUGAUGGGGGACCAAGGCAGAGAGCGGGCGGGAGGGGGAAAGGGACGGAAGGGCCAACCCACAGGGGAGGGCUGGGAGAACGCAGGACUCUACGCACUGGCCGCCCGGGAUAUCUUUCAGGUCUUGGCCCACCCGGCCUUUGCCUCGCGUGGGUGGACGCUGCAUGUGAGUUUCUUCGAGAUUUAUGGCGGGAAGCUCUUCGAUUUGUUGAACCGGCGGGCGCCUGUCCGAUGUUUGGAGGACGCGAGGCAGCAUGUUCAAUUCCUGGGACUGACGGAAAAAGCGAUGGUAAGCGUGGAGGAUCUUUUGACCACCAUCGCGGAGGGACAGAGCCAAAGGUCGACGGGCUCCACGGCCGCGAAUGCCGAUUCUUCGCGCUCCCACGCAGUUUUGCAACUCAGCCUGAAAGGUCAUGCCUGUGCAGAAAGAUCAGCGGGCAGGUCCCCGGCGACGUCCGGCUCCGAAGCGAAGAGCAUGCUGCAGCACGGCAAACGGAACGUGCGUGUGAAGGACAGCAACCAGGGGAGGCUAAAAGAGCCCGUCAUUGGCAGCUUCUCGUUCAUCGAUUUGGCAGGUUCGGAACGCGGCGCUGACACGCGCAAUACCGAGAAAGCGACCCGGAUGGAGGGGGCGGAGAUCAAUACCUCGCUCUUGGCGCUGAAAGAAGUGAUUCGAGCGCUGGACCGUAAACAAAACCACACGCCCUUCCGGGGUAGCAAGCUCACACAAGUCUUGAAAGAUUCCCUUGUUGGUGCCAGGGCAAAGACCGCGAUGCUUGCUUGCAUUGCCCCCGCCCUCUCCAGUUGCGAGCACACGCUCAACACCUUGCGCUAUGCGGAUAGGGUCAAGGAGAACGACGCCUCCGCCGUGCCCGGUCCGGA
Molecule: messenger RNA, 1513 nt
Organism: Nannochloropsis gaditana CCMP526
Product: kinesin family member 2c
Exons: 1
Biological process (GO): microtubule-based movement
Molecular function (GO): ATP binding; microtubule motor activity; microtubule binding
Source: RefSeq, a predicted model, not a curated record